Messenger RNA from Mytilinidion resinicola, 1615 nucleotides. RefSeq lists its product as uncharacterized. The record is from RefSeq and is a predicted model, not a curated record. The coding region runs from base 138 to 1457 and encodes 439 amino acids. NCBI's taxonomy places the organism in Eukaryota, Fungi, Ascomycota, Dothideomycetes, Mytilinidiales, Mytilinidiaceae. The transcript has 3 exons.
CCUCAAGUCUGACUCCAUCGCAACCCCUACUCUUGUGGUUCCCCAUGGCAUCUCUCCGCCUCAUUUCGUCGCAAUUUCUAUUGCGCAGUCACUUUCGAUUGUCAUAGUCUCAGUCUUUUGUCAAACCUCGCAGUGCCAUGGAUCAGUAUUUCUUUACAUUUGGCCCAAACGAUGCAUAUAUCUCGAAAUCACCCACUGGGCUAAGACAUCGCAACCCACCUCCCACUCUACACAGGCUAUUGCUUUCCGCUUCAAUUUCAACCAUUUGCUGGGCUUCUAUUGGCCCGGAGGAAGAAUCGUGGGUCAUAUCAUACGUUGAUAUUGGGGGUUCUUUUAAGAUCGAAUUCGGUGGCGGAUGCCCUAAAGCACUAAAGGCCUAUUUAUUCGACACAAACACACUAGGUCCCCGUCGUGACAAGAGCCUCCGUGUAUCAUUUGGUCCUAACUCCAGCUUCUUCGCUUGGGACCAGACAUCCAUCCGCUGGUCAAGCAUCCCGUUAUCUCUCGAAGAAACCAUCCAAAGCUGGCUCAGCCCAUCUGGAUGGAAAGUCGGACCACCGCGAGCCGUUGCGCUAGGAGCCGAAGGAGCCUGGUUUGCCCUUUCUGAGUACGGGGUGGUAGCAUGGGACAUUUCCGAGGAGUACGAAGCGCUAGCCGAGACUUGGGAAGAGUGGGAAGAAGAAGACCUGGACUGGAGUGAACUUGCGUUCGUUGCCUUCGACCCAGUCCAUGAGGACCAGUUCAUUGCAAUUAGGGAAGACGGCACUUGGGCCGGUGCGAUCGACGAUUCCAAUACCGAUGCUCUCGAAGCAUUUGCGUCAUCGUACUUCUCCCUGCCUCAGAAACCGAUCUCUGAGAAGAGGCCCUCGAAUGCUUCGAAUCCCUCUCCAAGCCGACCGCCGCCGUCCCGGACUGCCACUCCUCAGGGGAAGCCCCAGUCACGGCAGCCACCGCCCAAAUCAUCUCAACCCCGAACUCCACCACCUUCUUCCCAAGCCCACUACGAGGCAUGGUCAACACAAUGUGACACCGUCUUCGCUGCUGCGUCCGCAUAUCGACACCCCAGACGCUCUUCCAGCCGUGCGCCACGUAGGAGAUCGCCAACUCCUGCCCCAAUAACGUCACCAUCGAACACGCCAAAACCAGCUCUCAUACAAAAUUUCCCACAUAUACCGUCUGCCGCAACUUCUUGCGCCUCCCCUUCAUGCUUGCCUUCCAAAUCUCUCCCGCUAGGUCUACGAGCUUGCAUACACGAUGUAGAAGCCCUGUUCCGAGGCUCAGGGUCCUACGGCUACGAAUGGCUGCGGCAAGAGCGAUUGCGGUGGCACCCAGACCGGUUUGGAAGACUGUGCGCGGAGGAGUUCAAGGAAGAAGGGAAGAGAAAGGCUGAAGAAAUGUGGAAGAUUUGCGAGGAGCUGAUGGUGCUGGAGAAGAGGAAGGCGGACAGCGGGAAAUGAGAUGGUGGGAAAGCAGAGUAUGGGACUAGUAGGAGGUCAAAAGUUCGUUUCCUAACAUUUGUAUUCGUACAUGAUUCGUCAUGAGAAGAGUGCGUCUCUGAUCUAAGAAUCAAAAUAGUACUAGAUAUCAAGCUUGAAUCUUCAACAACCACCACCAC